CCUGCUGGACGGGACUGAAGUGUCCUUCAUAUAAACCGGUGGCAAAGUGGCGAGCAGUGGCCCCCGGGCAGCAGAGAUCAGAGCCAGCACACAGACGCAGAGACAGAGAGGAGGAGACCGGAGCAGCGAGCAUCGAGUACGGCCGUUGGACCCACAGUAAAACAUCGAGGAGACCCCGUGAACCAGCGGAGGAAACUAAUCCGGACGGAGCUGCAUUUACUCCCACCUACAGAGAUGGAGGUCACCUCUUCCCCUUUGCUAUUAAUAUGCGUAUUUUUGGCGGCUGUGUUGAUUGGUGGAGCCCGCUCGGAGGGGGUGUGUCUUCAAGACGGCAUCCACAAGGCCACGCCCAGCCCGGAGCCAAACCUGACGGAGUGCUCAAUGUAUGCUGACGAUAGCUGCUGCACAGAAGAACAAAUCCAGGACAUCUCUCACGUUCCUUCUGCCAGUAACCAGAAUGAACCCUGGGACAAGUGUGGGUCCCUGAGCCCUGAGUGUGAGAGCUUUCUGAAGCGUGUGUCGUGUUUUUACCGCUGCUCCCCUGACGCUGCUCGCUGGCCUCAUCCUCAGCGCCACUCGUACAUCCAGGCUGUGCCUCUCUGCCACAGCUUCUGCCGUGAUUGGUUUGAUGCCUGCAGGAUGGACUUGACAUGUGCCCGUAACUGGGCCAGAGACCCCAGGGGACAGAACUGCACCGGAACCUGUGUGCAGUAUGAGCAGAUGUACCAGCAUGGCAGGGAUCUCUGCGAAAGCCUUUGGGGUGACGCCUUCAUGACGGUCGAGGAUGAGCCAGAGGAGGUGGGAGAGGCCAGAGAUAUUGGAGAGGAGGGUGAAGGCAGUCACCCCUGUGGCUGCCUGACUCUGAGCCCCUCGGACAAAGACGUGAUUGCUGCUCUCAGAGCCCAGCAGGAUGACCCGGAGGAGCUGGAUACCACCAAGACUGGCCUGCCUCAGUAUCGGGCCCCUUGCCAGACCAAGCUGCCCGUGCAGCCCACGAAUGGCAGGAAGGGAAACUCUGUGCUGCGGAAGCGCUCGGUGGAGGUGGAAGACAUGGAUGGGAGCGGCAGCGGUUUGUAGACGGUGAUAGAUGCAACCUUAGAGAUAAUGUUCUAGAUCAUCAUAUACAAAAUUGAUCCCUUGAUUGGGAGUUGUAACCUUGCUCUUCUAACUAAACAUCCUACACAAACCUAAGCUCUCAUUAUUAUCUUCACAUCGCAGGAAUAAUAACCCUUUGAUUUUCAAAAAAGAUCCGGUUUAAGCGACGCUGAAAAGCUCAUGAACACCCCAUCAAUUUUUUGACUGAACAGCCAGGAUUAAAAGAAAUACCAUUAAAGAUUUUACAGCUGAAUUUUAGAAGAAUAUUCAAAGCUGAAAUCCUCAAUUCUGAAAGGGCUCAAUAAUAAAUACACUGAUACUAUCCCAUAAUAGCUGCAGAAUGUUUUUAUGGCCCCGCUAGCAGUGAGAUUUUUUUAGUGGGUAUUUGAUUUUAUGGCGCAGUGUAACACAUCAAUCAGGAUUACAGUACAAUAUGUGUGAAGUCUUGCACAUGGUAAAAGCCCUGCAGUAUUAGCACUUCUGCAUGAGUCAGACAUGUCAAACCUUAAGUACUACUUUUCAUGACGGUGUUGAAAACAUAAUAUACGACCAUCCAGCUACUUAUUUCAGCUGUCUAGCUGACUAUAAUCAGUGCUUUAGUCAUUUGUUAAAUGCAUUACUUACCCUUGUGAUACCAUGUUGUGCAGUCUACUUGUCAUGGAGUUUAUGAUAGUGGAGAGUGUCACAAGUUUUAAUCAUAAUUUUGAAUGUCUCUUAGAUUUUUCUAACACAGUUAACUGACCUGAAAGCGAGUGUUCUGGUAUCAGGAUGACCCGAGUGAAGGUUCAGUAUUCCAGAAACAGAAUCGGAGGAAGUCAGCAGGAGCGCCAUUCAUACCAGAUAAGGUUGCUCUGGUAGUUCGAUCACAUAUCACGAGUGUACUGUGGGUGGUUUAUAAUUAGGUCAUGUGAUUCUACCAUUGGGCACUGUUAGAUGUAAAUGUUUUAUAAAAAAAAAUAAAAAAAAUGGAGAACUGAUUUGUUUGAUUUAUCAUAAGCUUGCUGAAAAGGGUGUUUCUGUGCUUUUUCUUUUCAUUCUCAAUAAAGGACGUUUCUAAACACUU
Messenger RNA from Archocentrus centrarchus (flier cichlid), 2158 nucleotides. It is a transcript of the gene rtbdn, whose product is annotated as retbindin. NCBI's taxonomy places the organism in Eukaryota, Metazoa, Chordata, Actinopteri, Cichliformes, Cichlidae. Gene Ontology annotation, molecular function: riboflavin binding; signaling receptor activity; riboflavin transmembrane transporter activity. The record is from RefSeq and is a predicted model, not a curated record. The transcript has 6 exons. Gene Ontology annotation, cellular component: external side of plasma membrane. The coding region runs from base 235 to 1077 and encodes 280 amino acids.